AUGGGCCUGAUUUCAGACCUCCCAGCUACAGUGACUGCGAUCAAGAAUCCGAGUUCAAAGAUUGUAUAUGACGAGCACAACCACGAACGUUAUCCGCCGGGCGAUCCCAGCAAACGUGCAUUUGCUUACUUUGUUUUGACUGGAGGCAGUAAAGAUGUCCUCGCUCUUGCUUCCCUUGAGGUAGACCUAUCUAGCAUUGAACCCGGGACAACUGUCACUGUUAAGUGGCGUGGAAAGCCAGUUUUCAUUAGGCAUCGCACUGAAGAGGACAUCAAGUUGGCCAACAGCGUGGAUGUUGCCUCCCUUCGUGACCCACAAGAUGAUUCUGCAAGGGUCAAGAAUCCUGAAUGGCUCGUGGUGGUUGGGGUGUGCACUCAUCUGAGGUGCAUCCCAUUGCCAAAUGCUGGUGACUUCGGUGGUUGGUUUUGCCCGUGCCAUGGGUCCCAUUAUGACAUCUCUGACCUCCCAGCUACAGUGACUGCGAUCAAGAAUCCGAGUUCAAAGAUUGUAUAUGACGAGCACAACCACGAACGUUAUCCGCCGGGCGAUCCCAGCAAACGUGCAUUUGCUUACUUUGUUUUGACUGGAGGCAGUAAAGAUGUCCUCGCUCUUGCUUCCCUUGAGGUAGACCUAUCUAGCAUUGAACCCGGGACAACUGUCACUGUUAAGUGGCGUGGAAAGCCAGUUUUCAUUAGGCAUCGCACUGAAGAGGACAUCAAGUUGGCCAACAGCGUGGAUGUUGCCUCCCUUCGUGACCCACAAGAUGAUUCUGCAAGGGUCAAGAAUCCUGAAUGGCUCGUGGUGGUUGGGGUGUGCACUCAUCUGAGGUGCAUCCCAUUGCCAAAUGCUGGUGACUUCGGUGGUUGGUUUUGCCCGUGCCAUGGGUCCCAUUAUGACAUCUCUGGUAGGAUUCGCAAAGGGCCAGCACCUUUCAAUCUGGAAGUGCCAACUUACACCUUGGACGAAGAAAGUUAUUGGUUGGAUGAGAAUUUAAUUUAUUAUGGACAUAAUACACCCGAGCCUGGGGAAGCCAGAUUGAAGAGGACCUUUUCUUAUAUAUAUAUAUAUAAAAUUGAGGAAAAUCAGAAGAAACUGAGCACACAAUCGUUAGAAAAUGAUGCUAAUGGUGCUGCUGCUUUUAUUAUCAGAUCUGAAAAUGCAAGGCAAGUGAUGAACUCUUUCAGAAACUCAAACACAGAUGGUCGUACCUUAUCAAUCUCUUCCUCCUUUAUCGAUCACAUCAGAGGGUUUUCUACUGGUACCCUUGCACCAGGACAUGAGAUUGGCCAGAUUUCAGACCUCCCAGCUACAGUGACUGCGAUCAAGAAUCCGAGUUCAAAGAUUGUAUAUGACGAGCACAACCACGAACGUUAUCCGCCGGGCGAUCCCAGCAAACGUGCAUUUGCUUACUUUGUUUUGACUGGAGGCAGGUUUGUCGAUGCCUCAUUGGCCCGUCUCCUGGUACUUAAAUUUGUUUUGAGCAUGUCUGCCAGUAAAGAUGUCCUCGCUCUUGCUUCCCUUGAGGUAGACCUAUCUAGCAUUGAACCCGGGACAACUGUCACUGUUAAGUGGCGUGGAAAGGCAGUUUUCAUUAGGCAUCGCACUGAAGAGGACAUCAAGUUGGCCAACAGCGUGGAUGUUGCCUCCCUUCGUGACCCACAAGAUGAUUCUGCAAGGGUCAAGAAUCCUGAAUGGCUUGUGGUGGUUGGGGUGUGCACUCAUCUGGGGUGCAUCCCAUUGCCAAAUGCUGGUGACUUCGGUGGUUGGUUUUGCCCGUGCAAUCUCUGGUAG
Messenger RNA from Fraxinus pennsylvanica, 1791 nucleotides. Lineage: Eukaryota; Viridiplantae; Streptophyta; Magnoliopsida; Lamiales; Oleaceae. The record is from the annotation of a GenBank genome assembly.